This is a messenger RNA of Helianthus annuus (common sunflower), 1778 nucleotides long. Its product is annotated as protein HAIKU1-like. The transcript has a single exon. The record is from RefSeq and is a predicted model, not a curated record. NCBI's taxonomy places the organism in Eukaryota, Viridiplantae, Streptophyta, Magnoliopsida, Asterales, Asteraceae. Bases 381 to 1406 code for a protein of 341 amino acids.
UUUUUGUCCAAUUCAUCUUUCCGUUGACCACCAUUAGGGUUUUUCUCUCUCCAAAAAUUCUUUUAUACUCCCAAUUUUUCAACCCCAUGAUUGUUUUCACAGAAGAAACUUUCAAAUCUUACGCAAUUUUUCCAAGUCAAGUCUCAUUCAUCCUUAAAUUCCCUUUGCAACUACCCCAAAACUGCUUCUAAAACCCUUACUUACCUCUCAGAGAUCAAAAUUUCCUUUGAUCUACAGGUGUGUUGUUCAUCUUCUAGCUUGCUAAUUGCUCUAAAGGUUUGAUUUUGCUCGUUUCUGUAUUAUUGAAUUGAAUUGAGAUUGUUAGGGUUAGGGUUUUGAAUUUGGGGAUUUGGGGAAAGAUUGGAUUUUUAGGUCAAAAAAUGGAUAAUUCUGAUUAUUCAAGGAAUAGGGGAAAUGAUUACUUGGGUGUGAACAAAAUUGGGAAGAAUAUUAGGAAAAAUCCUUUACAUCAGCCUAAUUUUACCAAUCCUGCUAGGCAGCCUCCUCAGCCCCAAGUGUAUAAUAUUAAUAAGAAUGAUUUUCAAAGUAUUGUUCAACAGCUUACGGGUUCGCCAUCUCGGCACUCGCAAGAACCGCUUCCUAGACCUCCCCAGAACGCGCAUAGACCGCAACGAAGUAGGCCGUCAUCGUUAACACCGUUAAAUGUUACACGACCCCGUAUGCCGGUUCACCAUGCACCGGUUCAACAACAUAUCCCCCCUAACCGCCCGUUAAACGGGCCAGCCUCUGGUGCGGUUGUGUAUAAUGGUAGUAAUCUUGCUAGACCGCCUCAUCAUGGUCAACAACGGCCGCCAUCUGGUGACCAUACAGGAUGGUCAAACACAGCGGAGUCUCCUAUCUCCGCGUAUAUGCGAUACCUUCAACAUUCGAUCAUUGAUCCAGCUCAAGGACCUCCACAACCUAACCAACAAACUCAUCCGCAGUAUCAGCAAAAUCCUCAAGCUCAAAGUCAAACUCAGAUGCAAGGUCAACAGCAGCAGCAAUCAUCUGGAUUGCUUCCAUACCCGUUACAGCCGCCACUUCCAUCACCUCGGAUGUACGGUGGCCCACCUCUGCCUCCACUUCCCUCACCAAGAAUGAACGGCCCGCCGCCACCGUUACCAUCACCACGAAUGAACGGUCCACCACCUCAGUUACCGUCACCAACUUCUCAGUUUCUUCUGCCAUCACCGUCGGGUUACUUAAACUUGUUAUCUCCUCUAUCACCAUACCCGUUACUUUCUCCUGGAUAUCAGCACCCCCCACCGUUAACACCAAAUUUUUCGUUUUCACCCAUGACUCAACCGGGAGCGUUUGGGCCUGGGCCUCAACCUCCACCUUCUCCUGGUAUGGGCUUUCCAUCACCAGGUUUUUUCUCAAUUCCAAGCCCAAGAUGGAGGGAAUAGAUGGAUAACAGCGGAAAGAAUGAAAGAUGCUAACUUUGUAUGAAUUCAUGUUUGCAGAGCAUGGUAAUUCGGCUGUACGAUAGUCUCUCGGGUUUUUGUUUUUAUGUUAAUUCUGUUUAUAGACUAUGAAAUGCUUGUUUAGAAUAUAUAGUUGGUAAUAGUGAUCAUCUGUUUAUUUCUUGAACAAGUUUUGAAUCAGGUGGUUCACCAGAAAAUGUGGCUGAAUCGAUAUUGAACUUGUUAUGUAGGUUGUCUGCUUGGAGUUUUUGUCUCUGUAUUAAUCAACUUGUAGCUCAUAGAAUUUAUUUUCGGUCUGUAGACGUGUUGUACGACAUGCUUAUAUAUGGUUAUUGAAUUUUUUUUUUUUGUUUC